Molecule: messenger RNA, 3311 nt
Organism: Durotheca rogersii
Lineage: Eukaryota; Fungi; Ascomycota; Sordariomycetes; Xylariales; Xylariaceae
Product: N-acetyltransferase B complex non catalytic subunit-domain-containing protein
Exons: 8
Coding region: 164-3178 (1004 amino acids)
Source: RefSeq, a predicted model, not a curated record
CUCCUAUGGAUGUCACACACUACCUAUACAACACAUUCGACUUUGUUGUUCCCGACCCGGGGCGAAGGAAGCUAAUCAUCGUGUACAGGCCGUCGAGAUUGCUGCUAAAUCUCAGAGUGAGAACGUCGCAGAUCGCUACGCUGGGAAGAACGCCGUGGACGGCAUGGUCAAAGAUGGCACCAUCAUCAAAGACGUCGAUACCCUCGAUUUAUACGAGUUUGCAUGCUCUCGUAUCGAUAUUAAUUACUCGGAAACCAUCGGCGUACUGCGUUUGAGACUGGUAAAGGCUCUCCCCAAGGACCAGAAUUCCUGUGCGCGAUGCUUCGACGCUUGCGUGUGGAACUACGAUUGGAAGAGCGCACAGCAGAUCGCCGCGUCGUUACAUAAGAACUCCAAAGAUGUAAAGUUCUUAUUCCAGUAUAUCUUAACAACUCACGUAUAUUCCUUGUCGAGUGAGUGCCCCGACGAUAAGAGGGGCCUGUUCGGAAACCUAGCCAAAGCCUUGGCCGACAAGGCCUUUGAUCUCCGCGCCAAGACUUCAAGUGAGGAUCACCAUCUCGAACACGCCAGUAUUACCGAACCAGAGGCCUUGCUCUGGGUGAAUGUCCGGACUUCCCAUUGCAAACUGGAAGAGAAUCUAAGCCUGUUUAGACAGCACAAAUAUGGGCCUCUGACAUUCCUGGAAAAUGGCCUAGAUCAGCCAUUCUCGGAGCUUAUGCUUUACCUAAAGAGUCACGAAGCAUGGGAUGACCUUUUCAAAAUUGGAACCGAAAUCCUGGACACGGCUAUCCGUAUAAGCCAAGAAGAGGCCGACGCCAUUGAUAAGGACGAAAAUGUCAUUAACCUACGAAGGUUGACCGAACUCGAUGCUAAGCAAGGCGUGCCCGCGGUAGAAUCGCCAGCUAAGAAGAAUCUGGCCCAGGCUAUAGAGAAGGCCAGGCCUAUGCGCAAGAUGAAAGACAAUUUUUACGUCACGGCCUGUUGCAACUGGUCGUUGUUUACGGGUAUUUUCGAAGCGGCCAAACAUCUCCCCGACAGAAAACGUGCGCUAAAGCAGGUCCGACAGUUGUUCGAUAGGUUGAUCAAAGCCAUGAACAGGGCUGGGACUAUGAAACACGUUUUCCAGACAACUCGCGAUAUCGUAGCAUUAGCCACCCUAUUUGAAAGAUGCUCUCGGGAUUUAUCGGUGUCUGAAUGCUCGACUCGGGUCUGCUUUCUGAUCAAUUACAUCGUCCCGGUCUAUAAUAACCCCCUGUGCUUUGACCGAGCCAUGAUGUUCAUCAGGGACAUGAACGGCCAGGAGAUCGAGGCAUUUAUUGAACUGCUCUACGACGAAGCCGCCAAGUCUACCGACACAUUCAAGCGUUUAACACUGCUGUCUCUAAAGUUGAAGAUCGAAUACUUUGUGGCAACUUUGGCAAAGCCGACAGAUGACGAUGACCAUGGCAUCGGGCAGGAGGAUUCCGGCUCCGUCCCCUGUCUGAUGGCGAUUGCGGAUAAUGCCCUCGAUCUGUACCAAAAUGGCAUGGGAGACUCUCAUCUUCGCAGAAACAGGCUGCCCUUUGAGAGCGUGGACCCGCUUUCAGAUAUCGCGGUGGUGGGCACCAUGUGCCUCCUAAGACUCGCGGGCCUUGGCCGCAACCACCGGUCGAGGGGCAUGAGGUCUCCCCUGUUUAACACCGACCAGCAUCUUUUUUUCCAGGCCGUUCUCUGGCUCGACUCGUACGUGCUCACGUCGCCGCCCAAGUAUGAUUCACACCGAAUGCUCCUCACAAAACUCUACAUUCUGAUGGGGUGUGUAUCUCGAGCAACAGCCCUUUGGGAUGGGUUUGACGUUAAAAAUGCCAUUAACGACUCCUUGGGUUUGCUCUACACCGACCGAUUGUCUUCCAUUGCGCCAGGACUGUUCAUUCUAGGCUCGAUCCGCAAUAACCCCGUCGAGCCUAUCAUUCACCACUUCACGAGAGCGCUCAGACGAACCUUACCGAGCUCGCUUAUAGAUUGUUUAGACCAGGGAACGUAUUCCAGCGUCCAGCCGCUACUGCAACGUGCUUCCAAACAGACCUUGAGCUGCACCCUGUCUCUUGCUGUCGUGGAAGAGCGGAGAGGCUCCAGGCUGAGGUCGGGAAAGAUCGAAAGCCCUAUUGAAGAUCAUCCCCUAGUUCGAAAACUCACGAUCCAAAACCAACUGAAGGACAGCACCGACUACGAGAUACUGCCUAAACUUGAUGGGCGUAAUUCAGUGCCUAUUCGUGAGAUUGUAUCUUAUGGCCCCCUUCCAUCGAAUGCGCGUGGUCAUCUCGGACUCUUAGCGGAACGGCUCCUUGACUUUGUCUGUUACGUACAGCCAAAAGAAUAUAAACCGUCGAGAGCCGGGCAGCUAGUCCAACUUGAUUGGGAAUACGCCCUCGCUACCUCCGGCCAUCUACAUGAAAACCUCGGUAUAAUUUUAGGUAUUAAGAAGCCGGAGUCCCCAGAAGAUGAUGCGUAUCUCGAGGGACAACAAGACAGGGCCGCCAAAUCGCUUACUGGGCCCGAAGCCUCCUACUACGUGCUGUUAUGGGAACUAUCGCGCAUAGUAAACCUGGUUCUAAAACAUAUCACUUUACCCCUCACCAGCGAAAGCCGCGAGCAUAUUGGCGCUGGUGUGCGGGGGGUGGUAGAGAACUUCAACAACCAAGCUGCUAACUUUUUAACGCCCAUCUAUGAGGGUAUCGAGUCGAAGGUGCAUAUAUUCCACGGCUUCGUAGAUUUGCAUGCUAUGGGUAUGCAACGCGAAUCAAUCCUCGCCGUGAAAUAUACGGUGAACUACCUUACGCUCGCUCUCGACAAGAUCAGAAGCGCAGAUAAGACCCGCGCAUCGAACGAAGGCGGAUGGCUUUUGGCAGAGCUUAAGAAGAUGGCGGCUGCCGCAGCGGGGUCUGAGAACGCGCUGAAAAGCCGCAUCAAGAUGCUGAAAGGCUCCCUCGAAGACCUCGACGGCUGGAAGAGCCGUCUCCACGACUGGACGUUCGGGGACUACGCCGGAAUGUAUGACGAGAAUCGCGAAUGGAAGAAGACGAUGGGCCAACGCAUGAGGUCUGCCAUCUCGGAAGCAACAGUUGACGCAUGGUCCGAUGAGGUCGGCCUUUCCUGGCAAGAUCUCAUGAAGGGAUGGGCGGCCGUCAAGUUCGACUAGUUACGGCUGCGUCUUCCGCAAUAUCCCACUCCGGCUCCCGUUCGGACCACCGCCCGGCGACAUAUUUAUCUCCCUCUCUCUCUUUCCCUUCACGAGGCCGCCUUUCGCUGAUUUCCGCAACCAAGCAUACUUU